AUGUUGCUCACAAUUCUCUCUUCUCUGCUGUUGCUGGUGAAUGCUCAGCCCCAUGGGCGAGGGCUCUCGGUGGAACCUGUGGAAGACUGCUCUCUUCUCCCCGCCUACAAUGAAGAGACGAGGAUAGCCGGUCCCUGGACCGUCCACGUCGACUCCUGUUAUAAUGGCACGGCCACGGAUGGGAGAUGUACGAUCGAGGGCUUUGGAUCUAGUUCGGAUGUGACCCGCCAACGGGGCGACCCGGUGGAUUUGAUUAAGCAUGGAUUUAUCACCAUCGUCAGCAGCAGCGAGAAUGUCAAAACACAACUCCGCUGCAAUGGCACCCUCAACCGGAUCGAGGCCUAUGUCCCCGCGGGCCCCGACGCCUAUGAAUGGCAAGCCCUCGGCAUCAACCAUCAUCCCAGCACGGGCCGACUGGUCUGGGGCAGAGACUUCGAGCCGGUGCAGGCAUAUCGACACUAUCGCCGAGGUCAGACCGUGGAUGGGAUCUUCCUUGGGGCGAACAAGCAAACCAACUGGGCGGUUCACUCGUCCGGGAGGGAUGUCAGCAUUGAGGACUUCAAGCCGUACUGGGUGAUGCGAUUGAUGAUUCCGGAGACUACGUUCCGCAAGAAUGAGUUCCACACCCUCAUUCGCAUUGAUGGCAGUUGA
Molecule: messenger RNA, 651 nt
Organism: Penicillium olsonii
Lineage: Eukaryota; Fungi; Ascomycota; Eurotiomycetes; Eurotiales; Aspergillaceae
Source: the annotation of a GenBank genome assembly